Messenger RNA from Cylicocyclus nassatus, 2265 nucleotides. The record is from the annotation of a GenBank genome assembly. Lineage: Eukaryota; Metazoa; Nematoda; Chromadorea; Rhabditida; Strongylidae.
GAGCUGACCUGGUGAGAAUGAUGUCAUCGAAUGAGGAGAGAGGCGAUCAUCCAAAAAGUGAUGGACGAGUGAAGCUCAACAUCGGUGGCACUAUUUUUGAGACAACCAUCUCCACCUUGACAAGACUGGAUAAUACUGUGCUUUCCACCAUGGUCGCGGAUCGUUGGCACAAUCAAGAGGAAUUGUUUGUGGAUCGAAGUCCAACUCACUUCGGAAAAAUACUGGACUACUUGAGGGAUGGGGGAAACAUGGUUCUUCCUGCAGAUCUUGAAGCUCGAGAAAGCCUCCGAAAGGAAGCUGAGUUUUAUAAUCUGCCUGAGCUUGCCAAGUUGUGCCUGCCUGGUCUGCAUGUAAACGACUGGGUGCAGUGGAAGGAAAAGGCAAUUGAAGCAUAUUGGGCAUUUUGUGGCAGGUACGAACGCUUCUGCUUUCGUGAGAAAGCAUACCCCUGCGAAAUUUGCGGAUCCCAAGUGGGAGUUCGUGUGUUGUCGAGAUCUUAUUGUAAACUCACCACUUCACAAAACGAUGAAGAAUUUGUGUUCGUGAAGCAUGAAAUGCAAUUCAUGAAAGGCACUGUGACGGAGAUACUGAACUACUUGAGAGAUGGAAACAAUUUUGUUCUUUCUGCGGAUCUUGAAGCUCGAGAGAGCCUCCGAAGCGAAGCUGAGUUCUACAAUCUUCCUGGCCUUGCCGAAUUGUGCUCCCCGGGUUUUCAUGCGGGUGAUUGCGUGCAGUGGAAUGAGGCCGCUAUAGAAGCAUAUUGGAAAUUUAUCGCUAGGGCACUGGAUGAAUCUGCUGGAGGUUUCGAGUGUGGUUGCAAGGAGACCCCCUUCAGCCUGAAUCGUAUAGCGCUUCGUCUCGACAUUAGAGCAAACAGCUACGAAGGGUGGACUCAUGUAAAGCACGAAAUGCAAUUCAUGAAAGGAUUUGUGACGCAGCUCGAUUCAAAGACUUGCUGCACUGUAGAAUGGAACGUUGGAUGGCGCACACAUCUUACACAACCUGCACUGCGGCUGGCAAGACUGUCAUUUGCUCGUUCACAAGCACAACAUCUGCGCCGUUUCCAUGACUCAUUCGUCGAUUUCCAUCAGCUCCAGGCGGCCGUCAACAUGGGAGACAAAAUCCUAUCUCCCAAAUACACGCGCGUGAAAAUCAACGUUGGCGGUACAGUUUUUGAGACCUACCUUUCCACUCUCACAAAAGUGAAUGAAAGUGUGCUCUCCGCUAUGGUGGCCGAGGAAAUGCAAAAUGGAGACGAACUGUUCAUAGAUAGGAAUCCCCUGCUUUUUGCCAAAGUAUUGGAUUAUCUACGAGAUGACGAGCGUUUUGUUCCUCCAUCUGACGAUGAUGCCAAAGAAGCACUUAGGAGAGAAGCUGAGUUCUAUAAUCUGCCCGAGCUUGUCAACAAGUGCUUGCCCGAAGAAUUUCGUACUGGUGUUCAAGUAAAAUGGAAGGAAAGCGCUAUCGAAUCGUACUGGAAGGGUUCUCGCCAUAGAGAAGAAGAGCUUCCCGCAUGUGGCGAGCGUGUGCAAAUCAAUGUUGGUGGAACAAUUUUUGAGACAUAUCUUUCUACUCUUACAAGAUUUGAUAAAAGUGUGCUCUCGGUCAUGGUUGCUAGUCGUUGGCGAAACCAGAAAGAAAUUUUUGUAGACAGGAAUCCAAAGCAUUUUGCGAAAGUACUGGAUUAUCUGCGAAGCAGCAAAAAUUUUGCAGCUCCACUGGAUGAUGAAGCUCGGGAAGAGCUUCGAGAAGAGGCUGAAUUCUAUAACCUGCCUGGCCUUGUUGAAAUGUGCUCGCCUGAAGUUUUCCGCGUCGGAGACAGUGUGCAAUGGAAGCAAAGUGUCGUCGAAGAUUUCUGUCAGUCCUUCGCAACGUACUGGCUUUCAAAAGAUCAUGCCUUCGUAUGCCCCCUCUGCGAUGUUCCCCCUGAAAAAUGUAUUGGUAGAACGUAUACCCGUACUGAUUCCUUUUUUGUGAGCUAUGUAUAUUUACUAGAUGUAAAGCAACAUAUGUCAUCGGCCAGAGGUACUAUUCUUUCUCUCGAUGGCACAUUGUGCGAGGUGAAGUGGGAAAUGUGGGUAACUCAUCUUCCACAAUCUGCGCUGCGCCUGGUGAAAAAGUAGCUUGCUCAGAAGGAUUUUCUCUUCUUGUUUUUCUACAGAGCUGUAACAGGCUUAUCAGUGGGAUUGUAGUUUCUUUUGCGGAAAGUCUUGGAUAUGUAUCUGUAUCUGCGUGCUCUUACACUCUCUCGUAAAUCGUUCAGCC